UUUUAGUUCAGUUACACAUUCGCAGUCAGUCAGCCUGUCGAUCGUGUUGGUAUUCGUGGUAUUAAGCGGAGGGAAAAUUUUCAAUUAAAAUAAACGGAGGAAUAUUUUUGGAGAACUUUUUUAGAAGUUUUCUUUUUUUCGAAACAGCAUAUCGCGUUUUUUUGUUUUGUUAUUGUUAUUAAAACGUCCUAAAAUUAUAAAAAAAAAUUUAAUAAGUAAUUAAAAAUUUAGAUUGUAAAAUAAUUUUAAAAAUAAAUUAACUUUACUUACACAAAAAGAAAAUUUUUAAAAUUAUAUAAUAUAUGUAUAAUAUCCACUUCAUUUUUGAACGGUAUAUUACAUAUUAUUAGUAUAAAGAAAAAUGACGGAUCAUAAAUCAAAAGCAAGAAAUGGUCAACCUGUUGGCAAUACAACAACAACAUAUGAAUUUCAAUUUCCACAGCCAAAAGAGAAAGUACCAUUCAAACAUUUUCUUUAUAAUCCAAAAGAUGGUACUUGCCUAGGACGUACUGCGUCAAGUUGGGCUAAAAUUUUAAUAUUUUACGCCAUUUUUUAUGCAGUACUGGCCGCUCUGUUUGCGAUAUGUUUGCAGAUCCUCUUCAAAACAAUAAGUGAUCAUGAACCUAAAUAUAAAUUAGGCGACUCAUUAAUUGGUGAAAAUCCUGGAAUGGGUUAUCGUCCAUUAUCUGAAGAAACAGAACGUGGUUCUAUUAUUAAAUUAAAUAUACAAAAUCCAAAAGAAUCUGAAUAUUGGAUUGAAUUAUUAGAUGAUUUUUUAGAACAAUACAAAAAUAAAACACAUUUACCAAACGGUGGCUUGAAUCAACAGCACUGCGAUUUUAAUACAAAAGUAGCAGAAGGAAAAUCAUGCUCUGUCGAUAUAGAUAAUUUUGGGCCAUGUUCUCCAAAACAACAUUAUGGCUAUAAAAAUCAAAAACCAUGUGUUUUCUUAAAAUUAAAUAAAAUUUACGGUUGGGAACCGAGCUAUUACGAUGCUGCUGAUUUACCUUCAGAAAUGUCAAAAGAUUUAGCAGAACAUAUCAAAUCACUUCCAUUAAGUCAGCAAAAGCAAAUUUGGAUUUCAUGUAAGGGGCAACACUCCGUUGAUAACGAACUAAUUAAAAAUAUUUCAUACUAUCCAACUCGUGGUUUCCCAUCUUUUUAUUAUCCAUAUAAAAAUGUCCCCGACUAUUUAAGUCCAUUAGUUGCAAUACAAAUUGAACCAGCAACUUAUAAUCAAUUAAUUAGCAUAGAAUGCAGAGCUUGGGCAAGAAAUAUAAUUUACAGUGGCAGUAUACGCGAUCGCAUGGGUUCAGUAACCUUUCAAAUAAAUAUUGACAAACCAGCCGAUAAUAACUUAAAUAGUACAGCUUCAGCAUAAGGAUUUUACUACAACAAAUCCAUUUAAAGUGAAAUUUGUUACUUAUUCAGAAAUUAAACAAAUAGUCAUUAAAUUAGCGUCAUCCAAGAAAGAAAAAGAGCAAAAAUAAAAAUUCUGAAAUUAAUUUCAAAUUUGAUAGUCUUAAUUUGUUAACAAUUUUUUUUCUUUUGUAUUUUUAAAUUUCUUUGUUUUCAUUAACAAAAUAUGCCAAAACUUUUGAAGAUUUUCUAAAAAAAAAUCUAAAAGGUUCUUUUAUAAGAAGCAAUUUUUUUUAAAUUUCGAAUUUAAAAGUGUGUUCUCAAUUUCGAUUUUUAGAGUUCAAUAAAAUUGGAAAAUAAAAGAUCAAUCUAAAUUCUGGAAAAUUCCACUUUCUUUUCAUUAAAUAUAUAAAUUG
This is a messenger RNA of Condylostylus longicornis, 1775 nucleotides long. Its product is annotated as sodium/potassium-transporting ATPase subunit beta-1. The coding region runs from base 362 to 1381 and encodes 339 amino acids. Gene Ontology annotation, biological process: potassium ion import across plasma membrane; intracellular potassium ion homeostasis; intracellular sodium ion homeostasis. Gene Ontology annotation, molecular function: ATPase activator activity. The record is from RefSeq and is a predicted model, not a curated record. The transcript has 5 exons. Gene Ontology annotation, cellular component: sodium:potassium-exchanging ATPase complex. NCBI's taxonomy places the organism in Eukaryota, Metazoa, Arthropoda, Insecta, Diptera, Dolichopodidae.